Molecule: messenger RNA, 762 nt
Organism: Diatraea saccharalis (sugarcane borer)
Lineage: Eukaryota; Metazoa; Arthropoda; Insecta; Lepidoptera; Crambidae
Source: the annotation of a GenBank genome assembly
CACUACUGGAACAUGACGCUCAUGUUCAUAAGAAUAGUCGUGCUUGUAAUUGUGAGUUAUAUAUUGUUUCACGUGGAUUCUGCACCAUCAGUGGGUCGUGACACUCUAAAUAUUUUUGGAAAUCCUUUUAAAGAUUUUAUCAAAUCAAUUUCACAUAAAGAGGAAAAAGUGAAUGUCACUACGUUGAAACCAAACAACAUAGAAGCGGGUUCGAUGAUUAUUGCUCCUUUAAAUGUAGAAUCAGAAGCUUGUCGAAAUAAUAAAACAGAAAUGGACAUCAAUGGGGUAUGCAGAAUGAUAUGGAGUUAGAUUUUGAUGAGUACAUUGUAAUACUUGUUAUAAGGCGGCGUAGUAUGCUCUACGUAUUUCACUAAAAUGGACGCCAAGUGUGUCGUUUUUAUGAUGAUUGUGAUGCUAAGUGCGUGUUCGGUUGUAAGAAAUGAAAAAAACAUGGUGAUUUUUAAUUUUCGCGAUAAACUCCGUAUGGCCACGACUACCUCCACUACUACCGAAAGUACAAAAUCUAGUCAAGUGAUUAGAAUACCAGAUCUCGAAUGUCCAGAUGGAUCUAGACGUGAUGCUACGGGGACAUGUAGAUUGAGGUUUUAAAUUUAUAAGAUGCUGUCAUCAAUAGCUCUCCAAAGAACCGGAAGUAGCGUUUAAAGCAAGAAGAUAAAUUAAGUUGUAGUUUAUUUUAACUCUUAUCACAUUUACAUUAAAAUACAUAAAAAAAUAUCGAAAAUAAAAAGGUUGGAAAAACAA